CUUCAACAACAUUUAUUUGGACGCAAGAAUCUGUGCUGAGGACAAAUGAUCGACUGGGUUCAGUUCUUUUGAUGAAUCAACGAUGUUUAUUCGACAACAGGAAUACGUCUGGAUUCACAUUGUUGUGUUUCUUUGUCUUUGUGACUGCUCUGCUUCGCAGUUAUCCUACUCGAUUUCCGAGGAGGUGAACAAAGGCAGUCGUAGUGGGAAUAUCGCAAAGGAUUUAAACCUCAAUGUACAGGACCUAGAAACCAGGGAUCUACGUAUUGUUUCGAGUUACAGUAAGACAUAUUUUGACGUGAAUUUGCGGACCGGAAACCUGUUUGUUGACGAGAGAAUAAACCGAGAGGAGCUUUGUCCGAACACGGCACAAUGCUCCCUGAGAAUACAGGCGUUAAGCAAUCCAAUGAAUGUAUAUCGCAUUGAGAUCAGUCUUUUAGAUAUAAAUGAUAACUCGCCCGAAUUUAUUGAACAGUCUUAUUCCUUAAACAUAUCCGAAUCAAUGUCACCGGGAGAACGAUAUCUUCUCCCAAUAGCAGAGGACGCAGACAUAGGCAGUAACUCAGUGAAGAGCUACAAGCUGAGCCAAAAUGAAUAUUUCUCGCUUGAUGUGCAGAGCGCUGGAGAACACGGUGUGUCCGCUGAGUUAGUGCUGCAGAAAGCUUUAGACCGAGAGAAAAAGUCAGUGAUCAAACUUAUCUUGACCGCUGUAGAUGGAGGUAAACCUGCUAGAUCGGGGUCAUUACAAAUACAUGUUAAUGUCUUAGAUGUGAAUGAUAAUAUUCCAGUUUUUAGCAAAUCGCUUUAUAAAGUGCGUGUACUUGAAAAUGCUGCACACGGAACAAUGAUAAUUAAGCUCAAUGCAACGGAUUUAGACGAAGGCAUGAACAGUAAGAUCCUGUAUUCCUUCAUCAAACGAGGAAAUACUGAUCCAUCAAAUAUGUUCGAUCUAAAUUCAGAAACAGGAGAAAUCACUGUGAAGGGAACAUUAGAUUAUGAAGAGACUCCUGCUUAUGAAGUUAGAGUUCAAGCAAAGGAUCAAGGCACCUCUCCUCGUAGUGCACACGCUAAACUGCUGAUAGAGAUAAUUGAUGUGAAUGACAAUUCCCCCGAAAUAUCUGUGACGUCACUUCAUGACUCCGGUAAAAGAAGAUGCAGAAUUGGGCACAAUCGUUGCUUUAGUGACAGUGAGUGAUAAAGAUGGAGGAAACAAUGGUGUAACUAACUGUAAGGUGGUGGGAUCUGUUCCUUUUAAACUGAAGUCCAACUACAAAAAUGACUUUUCAUUAGUAGUAGAUGGACCACUGGACAGAGAAAGCACUUCUCUUUACAAUGUCAC
Messenger RNA from Cottoperca gobio, 1339 nucleotides. Its product is annotated as protocadherin gamma-C3-like. The record is from RefSeq and is a predicted model, not a curated record. Gene Ontology annotation, molecular function: calcium ion binding. Gene Ontology annotation, cellular component: plasma membrane. Gene Ontology annotation, biological process: homophilic cell-cell adhesion. Lineage: Eukaryota; Metazoa; Chordata; Actinopteri; Perciformes; Bovichtidae.